Pelobates fuscus (common spadefoot toad) is the source of this 1728-nucleotide messenger RNA. It is a transcript of the gene ANKRD29, whose product is annotated as ankyrin repeat domain 29. The record is from RefSeq and is a predicted model, not a curated record. The coding region runs from base 118 to 1023 and encodes 301 amino acids. The transcript has 10 exons. Gene Ontology annotation, biological process: regulation of apoptotic process. Gene Ontology annotation, cellular component: nucleus. Gene Ontology annotation, molecular function: protein binding. Lineage: Eukaryota; Metazoa; Chordata; Amphibia; Anura; Pelobatidae.
GCUUGUUCUCUGCAGUUACAGGAUUUCAAGAAGAAGAAGAAAUCAGUUCUCAGGGAGCAACCUGAUACAUUUCCCUCUUUCCUUCCUAUUCUGGGAAGUGCUGGUGCUGCAGCUGAGAUGUGCAAGAUGUCUUUCAAGAAGGAAACGCCUCUUGCCAAUGCUGCUUUUUGGGCUGCGCGGAAAGGAAACCUGGCACUGCUUCAACUGCUGCUGAACAGCGGACGAGUCGAUGUGGACUGCAAAGACAGUACUGGAGCCUCAGCUCUAAUGGUGGCUUCAUAUGCUGGACACAUGGACUGUGUGCGGGAGCUGGUGUUACAGGGGGCAGAUAUCAAUCUCCAGCGGGAGUCUGGAUCUACUGCCCUGUUUUUUGCUGCUCAGCAAGGUCACAAUGACAUAGUUCGAUUCCUCUUUGAAUUCGGAGCCUCUACUGAAUUCACUACUCAAGAUGGAGGAUCAGCUUUGCUUGCAGCUAGUCAAUAUGGUCAUUACCGGGCAGUGGAAACACUUCUGAAGAAUGGAGCCAACAUUCAUGACCAGCUUUGUGAUGGAGCCACUUCAUUGUUUCUUGCAGCACAAGGGGGCUAUGUUGAUGUAGUUCGCUUGUUACUCACAUCCGGGGCAAGAGCAAAUCAACCAAGACAGGAUGGAACCACACCUCUGUGGAUUGCUGCACAGGUGGGGCACAGUGAAGUGGUCAGAGUUCUGCUACUCAGAGGAGCGGAUCGAGAUGCUGCCCGCAUUGAUGGCACGACUGCAUUGUUUAAAGCAGCUACUAAGGGAUUCAGUGAAGUUAUAGAAGAAUUGCUGAAAUUCUCUCCCUCACUCAACAUUUUAAAGAAUGGGUCUUCAGUUCUUCAUGCCGCAGUUCUUAGUGGAAAUUUAAGGUCAGUGAGACUUCUCUUAGAAGCAGGAGCAGACCCAAUGCUUAAAAAUAAGGUCAAUGAACUACCAGCAGAUCUAACAAAAAAUGAGCGUAUAUUACGGCUUCUGCGGAACAAAGACAAACUGGGGCUGUUGUGAUUAUUUUUAGUUUUCCUACAGAAAAUGCACUGCUCCCUGUUAUAUUGCUGCGAGCCAGGUACUUCAGUGGCUCAACAUGAUUUAAAGAAAGCCUCUCCUAUACUGAUUUAAAGUGGUCGAAGUCACAAAUAUGCAAACAAAUUAUUAUGCGACAAAUUACUAACUAAUGAGCCAUGUAAAUAUCGCUGUGUCUUUAAUAGUUAUGCCAGCAUAUGAAGGCACCUUUCAAUGUAACGUGGGUAGGAAUUAAUAUUUUUUUGAGGGGUCAUAAUAUCAGGGAGAUAUUAAACCAGUUAUGCUAUUUUCAGGUCAAAUCAGGGAGUCUGCCUCCUCUAUCUCGGAGGAUAUGUUCAUUAUUCUAAUCAGCCUUAAAGUACUGAUCCAACUCGCUGGGUGGUAACAUUUACCUGAUCUCUUGAAAUCUACCAGCAUUGGCCUUGGACAAACUAACUAAUAUUCUAUACUUUGUUUCUAGAGAUGGAACACUCAUAUAGAAUAGAAUUAGUAGGCAUGUUGAUUUAAAAAAAAAAAAAAAAAAAUGACACCUACAAGGAAAUCAUAAAGGUAUGUUGCUGCUGGACUGAUCUCAGGUUUGGACCUUGAGUCAUCGAUGGGGAACAGUGUCAACUUCACAGACCCAUGUGGGCGUCUAAAGGAUUUAAAUGAUGAUGGGAAUCAAUGGGUCUAUAAUGUACAUAUUAGGGG